CACAGCCCGCCCCUCUGAGCUGUCUGGGCUGGUUUGUCUUUCUCAAACAAUUCAGUCUCAGUCUUCACGGCAACUCAGACCCCAGCUCCAGCAUCUGCAUUCUGAAGUAAGAAUGGCUGAUAUGGACAGAAUGCUUCAUUCUGGAGGGAAACAAUGUUCCAGGUUGAGCUGAGUCGCCAAACACAGACCCUCUCUGUGGUUCUAGAAGAAAUCUUGACAAGUCCUAUCAUGUGGUUUUUCUGCGCCUUGAUUCCAUGUUUACUCAUAGGAUGUUUCCUGGACAUUGGAAUUUUUCAAAACUCCCUAGCGGGGCUCCAGAAGUUGUGUAUUCCAGAACUGGGCAGAGUAAAGACAAGUCUGAAGCAUUUGUAUGGAGUGGCUGUCCUGCCUGCCCCUCAGAACCUCUCUGUACAAUCAACCAACAUGAAGCAUCUCUUGACAUGGAGCCCAGUGAUUGUGCCUGGAGAAAUAAUAUACUAUUUUGUUGAGUACCAGGGGGAGUAUGAAAGCCUGUACAUGAGCCACAUCUGGAUUCCCAGCAGCUGGUGCUCACCCACUGAAGGUCCUGCAUGUGACAUCACUGAUGACAUCACUGCCACAGUGCCAUACAACCUCCGCGUCAGGGCCACCUUAGGCUCACAGACCUCAGCCUGGAGCACUCUGCAGCAUCCCUUUAAUCGAAACUCAACCAUCCUCACCCCACCCGUGAUGGAGGUCACCAAGGAUGGCUUCCACCUGGUUAUUAAGCUGGAAGACCUGGGACCCCAAUUUGAGUUCCUUGUGGCUUACUGGAGGAGGGAGCCUGAUGCCAAGGAACACGUCAAAGUGGUGAGGAGCAGGGGCAUUCCGGUGCACCUGGAAACCAUGGAACCAGGUGCUGCAUAUUGUGUGAAAGUCCGGACGUUUGUGAAGGCCAUCGGGAGGCACAGCCCUUUCAGCCAGGCAGAGUGUGUCAAGGUGCAAGGAGAGGCCCUCCCUCUGGCACUGGCCCUGUUUGCAUUUUUUGGCUUCACGCUGAUGCUUGUGGUUAUGCCCCUUUCCGUCUGGAAAAUGGGCCGGCUACUCCGGUACUCCUGUUGCCCCGUGGUGGUGCUCCCUGACACCUUGAAAAUAACCAAUUCACCCCAGAAGUUAAUCAGCUGCAGAAAGGAAGAGGUGGAAGCCUGUGCCACAGCUGUGCUGUCUUCUGAGGAGCCUUUCAGGUCCUGGAUCUAGCAGGCUGGGAGAGGGCCCAGUUGAAACUGAGAAUCCAGUUGGCAUGGCACAGAAGCUGUGAGGGGAAAGACCCAGUAUCUGUUUACCUCCAUGGACAAAGGACAAGAAAACAAGCAGAGCCUGCUGUGUCCAUGUCUAGAAGCAACUGUCAGAGGCAGAGUGGUUUGGUGGACAGAGUGCUGAGUUGGGGGUGGGUCAGGAGAUGUGACCUCUAGAACUAGGUUGCUCUGCCAUUCACCGACUGAAUGACCCUGGAGAAAGUGGCUUGGUUUCUUUGGUCUUCAGUUUUCUCAUCUAUGAAAUAGGAGAAUUAACCAUACAACUGUUAAACCACACACACACACACACACACACACACACACACACACACACACACAGCUCUUGCAGAGCUUUGGGAAACUGGCAGCACUGUAUAUUGUUAUUAGUUCAACUUUUCUGCAGAGCAAUAUAUAAAUUGUAACAAGAAUGAUAAAAACUCUUUCCACCAGUUGGCUUGGAGACCCCACUUCCCUAGAGUAAACCUUGAUGAGGAAAGGAAUGAUGGGUAUGAAGUGUUGACUUCACUUCGACCCAAAAUGCCUGUGCAGAGGCAAAUGGCUCGGCCAGCUCUAUAAUACAUGACCUAGAAGGAGGCCACAGGCUCAUGGAAGAUGGGACAUGCUGUGCAUACAUAAGAUGUUGUAAAGGGCAAAUAAUGUGUGCACACUCAAGGCAGCAGGUAACAUGUAUGUGUAUGAGGAGAGGAGAAUGCAGAAGGAUGUCAAUAAUAAACGUGGUGUUUGCUGUGUUCCUUUUACCUGCAGCAUUGUUAAAGUAUAGAAUGAAAAAUAAAAAGGGGUCACCUUCGGUAAGCUUUUUGGUUUCUUCCAAAAAUGUGGUCUUUAGUUACAUCAUCAACCGUACGUCCAAAGAGGCUCCUGAAGGCCACCAUUGGUCAGGAGUUGUUGGGUGACCCCAGGUAGGGGAUGGGGAAGGGAAAGAGUGGCAGGCAGAUUCCUGAGAACCCUGACCAAUGCAGUAGUCAAAGCCUCACCUGGUCAGAGUGCCCCUGGAUCUUCCUAGAGGCCUUGCUCCACAAGAAAUCCCUUUGGGUACCUCUCCUCUUUAAGACCGCUCACUCAGGGUGUCCUCAGCCCCUUCUAGCAUGUUCAUCCAGGAUCCACCUCUGGAAGCCUCUUCCCACCCCUCUCCCUACCAGGUGAGGAAGAGUCAGGGUUGGAGAGAGAAAUUUCUUGAGAAGUGAAGGGAUUGAUGGGCAAGGCCUUUGCCUCCAUUUUUUAGACCCCAGCCUUGGAGCCUCUGAGUUGGUUUGUCUCCACCAACUUCCUGGACCCCUUCCAGCCAGCCCAGAGCUGGGGACAAUCUAACUUCUUCAACCAUGUGUUUCUCCUACAAGAUUUGGGUCUUUACCCCCCUCCCUACCCAGUGGGGCCUCAAGGAGCCAGAUGGUGUAGACUCUCUAGGAGGAUGAUAUUGCUGAAAAUCUUUUUCUUUGUACCAUUUUGUAUGCUUCUGUGUUGUUCGACUCUUUUAUGAAGAGUAUAUGUUAAUUUUAUAUUUAGCCUGAACUGGAAACAUUUUCAGUUUGCAAAAAUAAAGGCCAUGCUACUAUACUGGUCAUCA
Canis lupus familiaris (dog) is the source of this 2838-nucleotide messenger RNA. RefSeq names its product interleukin 20 receptor subunit beta (gene IL20RB). Gene Ontology annotation, molecular function: interleukin-20 binding. Lineage: Eukaryota; Metazoa; Chordata; Mammalia; Carnivora; Canidae. Bases 154 to 1215 code for a protein of 353 amino acids. The record is from RefSeq and is a predicted model, not a curated record. The transcript is spliced from 8 exons.